AUGCGCACCCGUUGCACACUCGGCUUGGACCGAAAGCCGGGACACGACGAGAGCAGGACACGGGCGACCACAGAGGGAGUGCGGGCCGCCGCGUGCCUCGCUUGGGCGAGGAGACCGAGGCAGGACACGAUGGACCGCGGCAGGUGCGCCGCCACGCACUUCGCUCAGGGGCAGGAGAACCGCCCGGCAGGACACAAGGGAAGUCCCGCAGCGGGAGCGCCGUUGCGCGCUUCGCUCGGAGGAAGGGACCGGGGCAAGACACUGGGGGCCGCAGCAGGAGCACCGUUGCGUGCUUCGCUCGGGGCAAGAGAACUGGGGCAAGACGCGGGGGACCGCGGCGAGAGCGCCGCCGCGCAAUCUGCUCGAAGGAUGAGAACUGGGCAAGACUCAGGGACCGAAGCGGGAGCGCCGCCGCAGGCUUCGCUUGGGGGGAGAGAACCGGGGCACACGAAGACACGCGUGCCGCAUAGUCAGCACGAAUGGGGCGCUUGGUUGGCGGACAAGGGGGUGAAGCAAAAGCUCAUCAACUUGAUCAGCGAUGUCCUCCCGGAGCUGCUCAAAGACAAGCUUCAACCGGGGCAAACGUUCUGCAUUUCGGGGGGGUUCGACGGGCCUCCUUACCUGGACAACGCACGCACUCUAGAACGAUCCCUCAAUGGCGAGCUGGUUGACCAGGCCCUAAUCGUCACACUCUCCCCAACUUACCCCCCGAAUCCGACCUGGGUCGUUAUCUACUCCCCCGACUCUGACGUCACCAUGAUCGGGCUCCAAACCUUUCGCUUGUGGUCCGGCCCCCCUAGUGCCCCCUCGCAAACCGAACCCAGCACCCCAAAGCAGGCAUACGUGCAGAUUAAGAAGCCAGACACCACCCAAAACGUCCCAGACAUUGAAGACGUCAACAAAUUGGCAACUGAGUUUACUGGUUAUCCCGAGUUGCGACCAAUCCCUGAGGGUCGCAGACUGGAUUGCAUCGCCGCUUUGUUCGUGCUCACCGAGUGCGACAAGACCUCGUUCUUCGCGCAUCACAGCAAGGUCUCCUUCUUGGAGGCUCUCUGUAAGCAUGCGGAGUACAUCUGCGGGGAGGCUGGCCAGACACGUGCUGAUUGGUGUCUCCCCUCCGGCGCCAGUCCGGAAGCGGAGGGGUGGCGGGCUGAGCAGGAGCACACGCCAGUUGCUGCGGGCCGCCUGAGCGAGGUGGCACCUGCAGAGGGAGCGGAAAAGGGGGACCCGAACUACUUGGCACAGUUGGAGACGGCGGUGGAGGCGAUGCGGCUGCAAAUGUGGGCAAGUGUCCCAAACGAGGAUCGGCUUCUUCCCUCGUUCGGCGCUCAAAAAUUCCACCACGAGCGUGCAAUUUUUGAGUCCGCCCAGUUGGUCCAUGCUUGCGUUGGCAGAAUGAGCAGUCUCUCAAUAGAGCAGUACGGGUAUAGGAGAGAUGAGCAGGGGUCCCUCCAGUUCGACUACGAUUUUAACACCAAAAUGGUGAAAAUAAAAGCCCGGGUGAAAUCGAUUCUGAAGAAGCCAGGUUGUGGGUGCAAAGUGACCAAAUGUCAGGGGGGCCGCUGCGCAUGUGCCGAGGCCGGAAAGUUGUGCACACGACACUGCCGGUGCGUGGAAUGCAGUAACCGGGACUCAAUUGUGGGAACUAACCUUGAGAGCGCGGGGCUAGACGGGGAGGGCAGAACGGGAGCAAUGGGCAUCGUUAGAGGCGACACGCAGCCUGUUGAGGGGCCAGCGGCUUCCUUCCCCGGACUUGCAGGGGCAUCUGGGGAAGCGGAAAGCGAGAGCGAGGUCUCAUCUUCGAGUGGGAGUGAAGAAACAGGUGAAAGCAGCGGCAGUCUUGAGCAAGGGAUUACGCAGGAAGAUGCAUCUGACUGCGGCUCUGAGGAAGCGGUCCGCAGAUGGGUGGCAGGAAGCGCGCUAACCUGA
Molecule: messenger RNA, 1929 nt
Organism: Klebsormidium nitens
Lineage: Eukaryota; Viridiplantae; Streptophyta; Klebsormidiophyceae; Klebsormidiales; Klebsormidiaceae
Source: the annotation of a GenBank genome assembly